AUGUCCUCAACGACCACUUCAAGUGCAUGGCCCAAGGGGCAGAAUGAUGAAGUGGUGAGACUGAUCAACCUAUAUUUCAACUUGGUGGACAGUAAGGAAGCAGGUGCAGGACCACGACUUGCAGAUGAGGUUUUCGCAAAGCAUGGUAAAUGGUAUGCCUCGCUUGGAUUUUUUGAAGGCCGCGAUAGCAUUGCGGCCUCCCGUGACAAAGCAUGGGAUAAAGUCAAUUCACAGCGUCACAAGUUACUCAAAGUCUUCAUGAACAACGCCGAGGGCUUGGAUUUCUUGCUCGUUGGUGUUGCCGAUGUCGAUUUCAAAGAGUCAGAGCCAAUCACAGUGGAAUUCCUUAUACAUACCGCAGUCGGCUAUGAAGAUGGACAUCCUAGGAUUCUCUUUUGGCAGCCCGUGUUGUCGAAGCCGAGUCCUUCUGACAAACCAAUUCUUGCGCAGAUUGAUUGGGAUAAAAUUUGA
Messenger RNA from Exophiala aquamarina CBS 119918, 471 nucleotides. RefSeq lists its product as uncharacterized. NCBI's taxonomy places the organism in Eukaryota, Fungi, Ascomycota, Eurotiomycetes, Chaetothyriales, Herpotrichiellaceae. The record is from RefSeq and is a predicted model, not a curated record. The transcript has 2 exons. Bases 1 to 471 code for a protein of 156 amino acids.